GUAAAAAAUACCGACGUGAAGUAGGCUAUGUUAAUGUAGUCCUAAGCUCGCUGUACCAUAAACAUUUAGACAUUUUUAGUCAUCAUGUCGGAUCCUGAGGUGGAGGAUCGCGAAGCCAGAGAAAUCAGACGUAAAUGCCGUACUGUUGAAUUCAGCAUAUGGAAGUUACGAGUGAGCCUAAAUCCUGUAGUUACCAUCAUCUCAGCAAUUAUCAUUUGGGGCUUUGUUGUAUUUUGUCUGAGAUGGACGGAUUUGGCCGGGGAUUCCUUGCCAAAAGGCAAGCGAUGGGUCACCAAAGUCUGGACGUGGCUUUAUAUCGGGACACAGGACGUCUGGGCUGUGUUCAUAGUUGCGCUGUACUUUUCUAAGUACGGUAAACUGAAACUUGGGAAAGAUCAUGAAAAACCCGAAUACAGCGAUGCGACGUAUUUCACGAUGCUGUUCGCUGCUGGUAUCGGCGUUGGAUUGUUCUACUUUGGUGUCGCUGAACCCAUUUACCAUUAUGAGCCUGGAAGCCAGUGGGGAAACCGCUACCAGGGAAGGUACUCUGACAACCAGCGUGCUCAGGACGCAAUCAACAUCACCAUCUUCCACUGGGGGGUCCACGGGUGGAUCGUCUACACCAUGAUCGGACUCAUCUUGGGCUUCCUGUCCCAUCGCAAGAAGAUGCCUAUGACCAUGCGCUCCUGUUUCCAUCCGUUGCUAGGCGACAAGAUCUACGGUACCCUUGGUGACAUGAUUGACAUCUUGUCUGUUGUGUGUACUAUACUGGGUGUGUGCACCAGUCUGGGACUAGGUGUCAUUCAGAUUAACAACGGGAUGAACCGGAUGAACAAGAAUAUCGAGGAGAGUAAGGAAAAUCAGGUGAUUAUCAUUUGGUGCAUCACGGCGGUUGCCACCUUAUCCGUCAUCAGUGGCGUCAAGCUCGGAAUCAGACGACUCAGCGAGUUAUGCUUCUCUAUUGGCAUGUUUAUCUGGUUCGUCGUCUUCUUCUACGAUGACACUUGGUACAUCCUCAACAUCUUCUGCCAAAGUGUUGGGUACUACCUCCAAUGGCUCAUUCAGCUCGGCUUCCACACCGACGCCUUUGCCCAAGCCGGUAAUGCCCCGGAUGGGAAGCAGGCCGUUGAUUGGAUGGACGGCUGGACCAUUUUCUACUGGGGCUGGUGGAUCGCAUGGUCUCCGUUUGUGGGCACGUUUAUUGCCAGAAUCUCCCGUGGAAGGACCAUCCAAGAGUUCAUCAUGUACACGCUGACCGUCCCUACCAUUUACUCGCUAAUGUGGUUCUCCGUGUUUGGAGGAGCAGGGCUUAAGAUGGAGCGAAAUGCCGCCAUUGCCGGGAUCAACUGCUCGUGGCCUCUCGGUGGGGCAACAGCGACAGAGCCAUAUAACGGUCUGUACCGUCUGUCCUGCCGUCCCUCCACCAGCAUGUGGUUUGACGUAGUUGAAUCGUAUGGUGGGUUAGGGACGUUCAUGUCCGGCAUAUCGCUUGUCAGUUUGGUCCUGUACUUCGUCACAAGCUCCGACAGUGGCUCACUCGUGGUUGACAGUCUAUCAGCCAAUGGCCAUCCAGAUCCACCGGUGCUGCAAAGAAUCUUCUGGGCCUUGACUGAAGGUGCAACGGCAACGGCGCUGCUAUGGACAGGAGGUAAGAGGGCUCUUGAUGCGCUGCAAGCCGCGUCCAUUUGUUCUGGCUUGUUCUAUACUGUCAUCUUGAAUUUCAUCGUGGUGGCCAUGUGGCGACUGCUGAAGAUCGAGAUGGGUGACUUGUCUCCGGACCACCCACAGUUCUCGUUUGGACUGCUCGAUAUUUUCUAUUACCCGACAUGCAGGAGGAUCAAGGAUUUGUUAAUUGCAAUCAUUGCGCCUUGGUGGCCCAUGGGAAAUGCUGCUGGAAGGCUCUACGGUCAGAAUCGUUUCGUCUUCAUGGCCAUUAUCGCCGUCCCGUUCUACGGCUGGUUGAUCUGCGAGAUCCUGCAGGUCCUCGAGGUCGGCCUCGCGUACAUCGGGUGGGCCAUCCUGUUUGGGUUCUUCGCGUACGGCACAGGGAUUCGAUCGCAUAUGCGCGACGAGUUCAAAAUACUCGGUAACCUGGCGGAGGAUUUCUUCGCCGUCAUGUUGUUGUACCCGCUGGCAGCUAUGCAGAUGGACGAACACAUGCGCCACGCCCACCCGAGACGAGCAGAGGUUGGUAAAGAAAACGUGGCCAUGGAUGAUAUGCCGCCCAAGGACCUUGAAGCUAACACUGACAGGAACGGACUUCCUUCGUACAAUGACGUAGAUAUGGGCAAGUUUUAGGCAAAUGCUUUGAUUGGAUCACCUCUAAAAGCGUAGUUUUAAACAAAUGUUCUGAUUGGUGGAGCUCAAAAAGCGGUACAGCGAAGUUUUAAGCGAAUGUUCUGAUUGAUUCAAUUGGGCGAUGACGUAACUCUGUCUCACCGUUUUGAUUGGACAGUCCAUUUUUCAAACUGCCCCGCCUGCCGAAAGAAGUUUUAUUUUAUUAAAAUAACUUUUAAUAUUGGAUUUUACGUUUUUAUUUUUCUAGGCACUAGUGCUCUCAUUUUCAACACUUUUUAAUGCUGCAUAGCAAUAUUGUUCCAAAGCUAGCUGUUGUAUUUUAAAGCAUUUGUACACGAAAAAUAGAUGAAAAAAGAACACAUAAAAUUCAUGACGUACCUUACCUCGAUAGACAAAGGAUUUUCAUGUUAAUUGCCAAUGUUUCGCACACCUACAUCCAUAACCUACGCACAUUUAUCUAGGGAUAUAAAAAAAUGAUUGAUGAUAUUUUUAAUAUCCAUUUUAUUCUAAUUCGCUGAAUAUUAUAAUUCUCUAGAACUUUAUAGCUAUUUUUAUUAUCUCAUGUAAGAUUUAACAAUAAAACAUUUAACAAUAAA
This is a messenger RNA of Nematostella vectensis (starlet sea anemone), 2894 nucleotides long. RefSeq names its product glycine betaine transporter 1. Gene Ontology annotation, cellular component: plasma membrane. Gene Ontology annotation, molecular function: transmembrane transporter activity. Bases 85 to 2298 code for a protein of 737 amino acids. The record is from RefSeq and is a predicted model, not a curated record. Gene Ontology annotation, biological process: nitrogen compound transport. The transcript has 7 exons. NCBI's taxonomy places the organism in Eukaryota, Metazoa, Cnidaria, Anthozoa, Actiniaria, Edwardsiidae.